UCUCCCCGCAAUCCAUUCACGGGCUUCCCAACUUCUGCAUUUCAUCUUCACUUUAUCUUCCUUUCUGUCAACACUAACACUUACUCUGUGAUAUCACUCCACUAGCUUCUUAUCAUUAUAUCUACCUCAUCUCUGACUUUCAAAUCGCAUACCCAUCCAUCUCACAGCCUCAGCCUGGUCACCAAAUACUUUUCAAUUUCCCAAUCAACCCGCUCAACCUUAGCCAUGAGUCCCAUAAAACCCUCCCGCCCAACAACACGGUCUCAAACCCAAACUCAAACCACCCGUAUCCAACCACGAAAAGCAGCAAGAUCCUCCACUCCACCCCCCUCCUCCCAACCCUCCCAACCCUCCCAACCCAUAGCUCUGAAACGUAAACGCCGCAUCCGCCGCGCGGGUGCCGACCCCUGGACUCCUAAACGCAAGAAACCUAAGACCACUUCUCCCCGUCCGCGCAACCCACCCCCAACCCACUAUACCUGUCGAAUCUGCGCUGAAGAGCAACCUAUCGACCAAUUCAUCAAAUGGGUUUCACCAUCUCGCAAGCUGCGCAUUAACCGCUUCUCCUCCGCUCUAGACAUCCCCCAUCCUUGUAUCGCGCAUCUAUCCCGCAAUCCUCGCCGGAAAAAUGACCCUGUGUGCAAGACCUGCAUCAGCAAUAGCCUCUCUGCCAAGCUCGACCAACUCGGUGCACGCAAACUAAGUCAAGGCUGCUUGGAGCCUGAUUGCUAUACCUACUGGUCUUUCGAGCACAUCAUGCGGCACCUCCCCGGCACCGCGCUCGAGAAAUACAAUAUCGGGAUGUUGCCUGUAUGGCGGGAAUCUGUGCAACUCAUGACGUGCCCCGUGGAAACGUGUUCCGCAAUUUCCCUUAUCGAUCCAUUUGCGCCAGGAUACCCACACGUCGCUUGUCCAUCCUGCAUGCAGCGGCUUUGCGCAACAUGCCUGAUUCCUUGGCAUGCGGGGCUCACGUGCGCAGAGCAUGCGGCACGCCAUGUGCAGGAGAAGAUGACAGCGCCAGAGAUAGAAACGCUGGAGAUCAUGCAGGCCAAGGAUGGGAAGCGAUGUCCGAAUUGCUUCAUGGUGAUUGAGAAGGAUGGUGGGUGUGACAGUAUGUAUUGCAUGGGCUGUCGGACAUAUUUCAAUUGGGCCACGGCCGCGAGUGCCGUGCCGGGCAAGGGAACGAAGGUGGUUCCGCCUGACGUCUUUGGUCUUGGAGGCCAGCCGGUUGUUUGUGAAAUGGAUAAACUGGAGGGGAAGGGUGUGGCGGAGGAGGGUCAGAGUGGGCUUUAUGCCGUUGCGAGUGCGGCGUGACUUGCAAUCAUACGGUUUGCUAUCUAUGCGGGUCUUAUCCGCGUUUCAUACACAGAUCGUGAUAGGGAGCAGGAGUGGCAUGAGUAGCGCUCUGUGACGAGUGCUAAGUCUUCAGGUAUCAGUGCUCAGGCUGCCGGCUCCAAU
Molecule: messenger RNA, 1458 nt
Organism: Lindgomyces ingoldianus
Lineage: Eukaryota; Fungi; Ascomycota; Dothideomycetes; Pleosporales; Lindgomycetaceae
Exons: 1
Coding region: 226-1314 (362 amino acids)
Biological process (GO): positive regulation of proteasomal ubiquitin-dependent protein catabolic process; ubiquitin-dependent protein catabolic process; protein polyubiquitination
Cellular component (GO): ubiquitin ligase complex; cytoplasm
Molecular function (GO): ubiquitin protein ligase activity; zinc ion binding; ubiquitin conjugating enzyme binding
Source: RefSeq, a predicted model, not a curated record